Molecule: messenger RNA, 1155 nt
Organism: Geodia barretti
Lineage: Eukaryota; Metazoa; Porifera; Demospongiae; Tetractinellida; Geodiidae
Source: the annotation of a GenBank genome assembly
AUGGGAGCGGCGCACUUCAUCAUUCCCGACGAGACCGGCCAGGAACUGUAUUCGACCCCGCUGGCGGUGGCGCAGCUCGUCAGCCUGGUGCUCGUCGGCGUGGUGGCCAUCAUCGGCUUUCACUUCCAGUGGUGGGAGGGGCGGAAGUUCCUCGAAAUCCCGCGCCCGUUGGACUACCUGGUGGUGGUGAACGUCCUGAUGUUCGUCGCCAAUAUCGGCAUAACGCUGUGGCGGAGUAGUCGUCGCACCACCACGAGCAUCGUGCUGUUCAUGGGGCUGCUGUCGGCGGCACUGCUGUACCUGCCGGGGAUGAUCGACACCACCAACCAGACGAUGGAUUCCUACUGGCGCUGGUGGGUGGUGCACCUGUGGGUGGAGGGCGUGUGGGAACUCAUCAUGGGCGCCAUCCUGGCGUACCUGCUCAUCAAGCUGACCGGCGUCGACCGCGAGAUGAUCGAGAAGUGGCUGUACCUCAUCGUGGGUCUGACGUUCCUGUCCGGCAUUCUGGGCACCGGGCAUCAUUACUACUACAUCGGCACGCCGAGCUACUGGCUGUGGAUCGGUGGCAUCUUCAGCGCCCUGGAGCCGCUGGCCUUCUUCGGCAUGGCGGCGUACGCGGUGGCGAUGGUGCGGCGCGGCGGGCGGCGGCACCCCAACUCCCUGGCGCUGUCGUGGACGGUGGGCUGCGCCAUCAUGUCGUUCGUUGGCGCCGGCGUGCUGGGCUUCGCGCACACCCUGCCGCAGAUCAACCUGUACACCCACGGCACGCUGGUGACCGCCAUGCACGCGCACCUGGCGUUUUGGGGCGCUUACGCCAUGCUGGUGCUCGGCAUGAUUUCCUACGCCCUGCCGCUGCUCACCGGGCGCAAGCUCUACAACACCGGCGUUUCGGCCUUUGCCUUCUGGACGUCCAACAUCGGCAUGGUCAGCAUGACGGCGGCCUUCGCCGUAGCCGGGGUAACGCAGGUCUACCUCGAACGCCGGGUGGGCAUGGAUUUUCUCGCCGUCCAAGAGGAGUUGGCGGUGCACUUCUGGGGCGUCGUGCUGGCGGCGGCCCUGUUCACCAUUGGCAUCCUGGCCUUUGUCUACACCUUCGUGAAAUCCGGCUGGCCGGUGGGCGAGGUCAAUGCGUCGGCGACCCCCGAGUACGCCUGA